Molecule: messenger RNA, 2170 nt
Organism: Penicilliopsis zonata CBS 506.65
Lineage: Eukaryota; Fungi; Ascomycota; Eurotiomycetes; Eurotiales; Aspergillaceae
Exons: 5
Coding region: 65-1993 (642 amino acids)
Biological process (GO): regulation of DNA-templated transcription; DNA-templated transcription
Molecular function (GO): DNA-binding transcription factor activity, RNA polymerase II-specific; zinc ion binding; DNA binding
Source: RefSeq, a predicted model, not a curated record
AUCAACAGCGACAGGCAGAUACAACAGGAUAGAGAUUAACGGUGGGCUAACGGCGUUGGCUAGAAUGCCCUCUUCAUCGCUGGGAUCUGGUGUCCCAUCGUACAGUGAAGGCCGGGAUGGAAAGAAACGAACCGCCCGGGCAUGCGACUCGUGCUACAAGAGAAAGAUUAAAUGCGAUGCAGUGCUCCCCAGAUGUAACUGGUGUAGCCACCAUAAUAUCCCGUGCACGUUUGAGAGAAGCGUCCGGGGCCGACGCAAAGAGAAUGACAAUGACGGAUCGAAUAAGACUGCCCAGGACCAGAGAACUUCUGCCCUCGUGGAGCGUCUUUUGCGGAUCGAGAAGAUCCUGACGGAGAACUUUGGAACGAGACAAGGGAGCCAGCUUGGUUCCAGCGCCCCUCUCGAACCCCUGACGGCCUCGUCGUCGGCUCUGAAUUUUGCGGGCCGCGAGUUCGGCGUGGUGAGCUUGAUCACCGGCAUUCCCUUCUUCCUACCAGAGGGCCAGCAAUGGGUGCAGUCGCGGACAGGCCAAUCGACGGCGUUUGCCAACCUCAGCGCGGUGCAGUUUCCCUGGGGCAAGCAGCGCAGCCUGGGCGUCAACAUGCUGCUGCAGGAGAUGAAGGCGCCAGACCCCUUCGAGCUGCCGGACAAGAGUCUCGUCACGGACUAUUUCCGUCUGUACUCCUCGUCGCAGAUGCGGGUCAUCUUCCCCGUCGUGGACCGGGUGCUGUUCGCUCAAACCAUCGAGACGGCGUACAGCUCGGGCCUGGAGAGGCCGGGCCUGCGCGCUUCCAUCUUUGCGUUCCUGGCCUUUGCGUCGGUCGUGUGUGACGAAGACCCGUGUCUCAAGGACUUGUAUCCUCAGCGGCCGGCGCUGGACAGUGAGCCGUAUGCAAUCAAGGCCCAGUGGCUGGUUCCUUUCAUCCUGCAGGAGGGUACGACCCUCGACGGGCUACAGACAUUCGUUAUGCUGACAUUCUUCGAGCUGGUCUCCGGCCAUAUGAACCCCGCGCAUCAUUACGGCGGGUUGGCAGGGCGCUUCCUGUUCUCGCUCAACGCUCAUACGACUUCCCAUACGUCGAGCAUGCUGGGGACAGUACUGCCGGACGACAUGACGACGCGGACGCAGCGACACCUGCGGAACGUGUUCUGGCUCUUCUACACGCUGGACAAGGACCUCGCGCUGCGGACGGGCUUGCCGCAGAUCCUGUCGGACGAGAACUGCGACCUGACGAUGCCGUCCGGCUACGUGGAGAAGCUGUACACGAGCAUGAGGUAUCCGCAUCUGACGCCCGAGCUGCCAGAGGACCCUCUGUUCCCGAUCGACCUGCGCCUGAGCAUCAUCAAGUCCCGGGCGUACAGCGCGCUGUACUCGUUCCGCGCGAUGCAGAAAUCCGACGCCGAGAUCCUCAAGGCCAUCCGCGAGCUGGACGACGAGCUCGAGCGCUGGCGUCUGUCCAUCCCCAUGGCAUGGCGGCCCACCAUGUCCUGGUCGCCCGAGACCGGCGCAGACCCGUACAUGAGCAUGCACUCGGUCAAGCUUCGCCUCAACUACCACCUGUGCAUGACCGUGAUCCAUCUCUCGAGCAGACGGUGCCAGGGCGGCGCGGGAACAGGGCUGAUCGGCCAGGGCAUCAGCUCCAGCCUCGCCCUCUCUGUCGAAGCCAGUCGGUCCACCCUCUUCUACCUCAACGCCGCAGAGCAUAUCCUCACCGACGGCUUCUUCUGGGUCCUCCUCUUCUACCCCAUGUCCGCUCUCCUGACCAUCUUCUGCCACACCCUCCAGAACCCGCUCGACCCGCACGCCCUCGGCGACCUCGACCUCCUGCAGACCGUGGGUGCCAUGCUGCAGCGCGUCUUUAUGCGCGAUCUCUCCUCCACGAAUGAGAUCGUCCAUAUCAAGCUCAUCGCGGAUUUUGUCGGCGAACUGCACAGACUCGCCAAGUCGGCCAUUGACAAAGCCAGGACCGAGCGUUACGAUACAAUGGUAUAGUUACGAUACAACCAUAUAUUUAUUGUCCGACUCGCGGAGGUACGCUGUGUAGGUAUACGGCCAUGGAGAAUAGGUAUAAAUCUUCAUUAUAUGUAGUAUUGAUUCUAUACUAUGAUAAGACCUAGCCUUCAUGUUAGCUGGCAAUUGCAUUAAUGGAUGCAAAAAUGAUCAAUUCAA